Symbiodinium sp. CCMP2456 is the source of this 1305-nucleotide messenger RNA. Lineage: Eukaryota; Dinophyceae; Suessiales; Symbiodiniaceae. The record is from the annotation of a GenBank genome assembly.
AUGGCGGCGACGAGUGAGAGCUCGGACUCUUUGCGUUUGCGCGUCAGCAAGCUGGGUGGCGAGGAGCAGGACGUGCAGGUUGAGAGAAAGUGCAGCCUGACGGAGUUUAAGACCCUGCUGGCUGGGCGGGGCCUGGUGAAAGAGGGGCUGGCAGUGGAUUUCAUCGUAGAGGGGGUGCUCCUGAACUUGAGUCGCCCUGGCGCAACGAUUGCUGAUCUCAACUUGGCAGAGGAUUCCCAUUUGGUGGUUAUCACUCGGAGAUCGCAUGAUUACGGGCAAAUCCGCGAAGUAAAGUGCAAGGUGAAGUCCCACCAUUGGCCGCAGGGCGUGCUGACCACGACAGAGGGCCAUUUGUACGUCUGCCACUAUGCCGGACAACUUCAGGUGUACAACCUUGAGCUGAAGCUGCUGCGUGAGACAGUCUUGGAAUCAGUGGUGCACCCAAGCCAGAUGGCCAUGGCGCCAAAUGGAGAAUUAGUCAUGGUCAGCUUUGAUGGCGUGGCUGCUGUGGUCGACUCAGGAACGCUCGAGCUGAUCAGGAUGAUCCCCUCCAAGAGCCGGAGCACAAGCACAGGUGUUGCCAUCCAGGGAGAAGAGCUGUUUGUGUCGCACCUUGGCAUGCCAGACGGCACCGGGUACCUCGAGGUGUUGGACCUGCAAACAGGGCAACACCUGCGCACCUUGGAUGGUUUUACCGGGCCUUCUGGCGUGUGCGCUUUCGAUGGUGGUCUUGUCGUGGCAGAUCGCCUUGGCGACGUAGUAUGGCUGGUGGACCAUGAGGGAAACCGUACCAAGAUAGGCCAGGGCGAGUUGAAGCGCCCCAACGAUGUUGCAGUGGAUCUGUCCGGGAAUAUCUUAGUGAUGGACACAGGCAACGAGCGCAUUGCUGUUUUUCGACCGGAUGGAUCUUUCAUGUGCGGCAUUCUACCUGGAACCUUCACGGACUUUGGCAACACCCAUAGCUACAUCUCGGUUAACCCCGUCAAUGGUGCGAUUUCUACCUGUGGCCCAAAACGUCAAGUAGUUUGGCUCUUGGCUGAACCACAGUGCGUGCACAACAUGUCCGCAACGGGGCCGAUGACGACCAGGUACCUCUCGGAUCGAUCAAGCGAGGAGAACCUCUCGCGGGAGCAGCCGGCGCGCUCAGCCGGGCGUAGCCGGUUCCUCUCGCCUGAGCCGCGUCCCCUCGAGGAACAUCUUCGACGUAUCUUCGGACCAGAAGGCGUGCCGCGAGCACCGAGGCCACAGCGUACUCGAAAUCCAAUGCUGAGUCGUUCCGACGACGUGCUCUUCCAGUGGGAUUGA